This is a messenger RNA of Marmota monax (woodchuck), 8040 nucleotides long. It is a transcript of the gene Kntc1, whose product is annotated as kinetochore associated 1. Gene Ontology annotation, biological process: mitotic spindle assembly checkpoint signaling; protein localization to kinetochore involved in kinetochore assembly; mitotic sister chromatid segregation. NCBI's taxonomy places the organism in Eukaryota, Metazoa, Chordata, Mammalia, Rodentia, Sciuridae. The coding region runs from base 138 to 6752 and encodes 2204 amino acids. The record is from RefSeq and is a predicted model, not a curated record. Gene Ontology annotation, molecular function: small GTPase binding. The transcript is spliced from 64 exons. Gene Ontology annotation, cellular component: kinetochore microtubule; RZZ complex; cytoplasm.
AUUUAAACCCGUGGGAUAGAACCUAAAGUGAUUAGGGGCGGUUGUGUGAGUCAGGAAGAGGGGUGGAAUACUUGGUGUUUCCUUUUAGUUUCUUCAAUUGCAGGAAAGACUGUGCUUCCUGACUCCGUUCCAGAAGCAUGUGGAAUGAUAUUGAGCUGCUAACAAGUGAUGAUACAGGAAGUGGAUACCUAAGUGUAGGGUCAAGAAAUGAAAAUGGAACUUCCUUGUAUCAAGUAGAUUUGCUUGCAAAGAUCUCCUCUGAAAAGACCUCUCUGAAUCCAAAGAUACAAGCAUGCAGCUUAAAUGAUGGAUUUAUAAUUGUAGCAGAUCAAUCCGUGAUACUGCUUGACAGUGUGUGUAGAUCACUUCAAUUGCAUCUUAUAUUUGAUACUGAAGUGGAUGUAGCUGGCCUGUGUCAAGGAGGAAUGUUUCUUUUGGUUGGGGAGAGAAGUGGCAACGUACAUCUCAUUCAUGUGGCAUCUAAGCAAACAUUACUUACUAAUGCUUUUGUUGAGAAAGCUAAUGAUGAACAUCAGCAUACCUAUCAGAAUCUUGUUAUUGACAAAGAUGGUUCAAAUGAAGGUACCUAUUAUAUGUUGCUUCUUACAAAUAAUGGAUUUUUUUAUGUUACAAAUCUUCAGCUUGUAAAAAUCCAGCAAGCAAUUGAGAAUGUAGAUUUGGAUACAGUCAAAAAGUUACAAGGACAAAUCAAAUCCAGUUUUAUUUCUACUGAAAAUUAUCAUACUCUUGGUUGUCUCAAUCUUGUGACUGGAGAUUUAGCAAGUGAAACUCCUGUGAUAAUUGGGGGAACCGGUGAUUGUGCAAUCUCAAAAUGGGAACCAGAUCCUUCCAAGAAAGGGAUGACGGUCAAGAAUUAUAUUGAUGCAGAGAUUAUCAAAGGUUCAAAGAAGUUCCAGCUGAUAGACAAUCUACUUUUCAUUCUUGAUACUGAUAAUGUGCUGAGUUUGUGGGAUGUCUACACGCUCACUCCCAUAUGGAACUGGCCCUCCCUUCACAUAGAGGAGUUUCUCCUCACUACAGAAGCAGAGUCUCCUUCGUCAGUCACCUGGCAAGGGAUUACAAAUCUCAAAUUAGUAGCUCUGACAACUGCAAUUGAUAAAAAGAUGAGAAAUCUCAUGGUUUAUUCAUUACCUUCAAUGGAAAUACUAUAUUCUUUGGAAGUAUCUAGUAUUUCUUCUCUGGUUCAAACAGGAAUUAGCACAGACACCAUAUAUCUUCUGGAAGGAAUUAGCAAAAAUGAUCCAAAACUGUCUGAGGAUACCACCUCUGUUUUAGUGCUCAGGUGUCUCACAGAAGCUUUACCAGAAAACAGGUUGAGUCGAUUACUUCACAAACACAGAUUUGCUGAAGCUGAGAGCUUUGCCAUCCAGUUUGGACUAGAUGUUGAGUUUGUUUACAAGGUAAAAUCAAAUGAUAUAUUGGAGAAACUAGCUUUGAGUUCUGUGGAUACCAGUGAGCAGGCCAAAUGGCAGCAACUUGUAGAUGAAGCUAAGGAAAAUCUACACAAAAUCCAGGAUGAUGAAUUUGUAGUGAAUUAUUGCCUGAAGGCCCAGUGGAUAACCUAUGAAACAACUCAGGAAAUGCUCAAUUAUGCUAAAGCCAGGCUUUUGAAGAAAGAAGAUAAAAUUGUUCCUGCCAAUUCUGAUGGCUUGAUAGAGGUACUAAGGGCUCAUGCAAAGUUGACUACUUUUUAUGGAGCAUUUGGACCAGAAAAAUUCAGUGGUAGUUCUUGGAUUGAAUUUCUGAAUAAUGAAGAUGAUCUUAAAGACAUAUUUUUACAGCUAAGAGAAGGAAAUCUUGUCUGUGCACAGUAUCUUUGGCUUCGACAUCAGGCAAAUUUCAAAAGCAGAUUUGAUGUGAAGAUGCUUGAGAACUUGCUCAACUCAAUUUCCACACCAGUCUCUUUGCAAAAACUUUGUCCAUGGCUUAAAAAUGAUGUGAUCCCUUUUGUGAGAAGGACUGCUCCUGAAGGACAGAAAAUUCUCGCAAAAUGGUUAGAACAAGCAGCCAGGAACCUUGAAUUAACUGAUAAGGCAAACUGGCCAGAAAAUGGAUUUCAACUUGCAGAGGUAUUUUUCACAGCAGAAAAAACAGAUGAAUUGGGAUUGGCAUCCUCCUGGCAUUGGAUUUCCUUGAAGGACUAUCAAAACACGGAGGAAGUAGGUCAGUUACGUAUGUUGGUAAACAACUUGCAAGAAUUGAUCACAUUGCAUAGGAAAUAUAACUGCAGAUUGUCCCUCUCUGAUUUUGAGAAGGAAAAUGGAACCACCAUAGUAUUCCGAAUGUUUGACAGAGUGUUGGCCCCGGAACUUAUUCCCUCUGUCUUAGAGAAGAGUAUAAGAGUUUACAUGCAGGAACAUGACUUGCAAGAGGAGGAACUUCUCUUGUUGUACAUAGAGGAUUUACUGAAAAGAUGUAGCUCAAAGUCCACCUCGCUUUUUGACACAGCAUGGGAAGCAAAGGCCAUGGCAGUGAUAGGAUGUUUGUCAGACACAGAUCUUAUAUUUGAUGCUGUGCUUAAGAUAAUGUAUGCAGCAGUGGUUCCCUGGAGUGCAGCUGUGGAGCAGCUGGUGAAGCAACACCUGGAAAUGGACCAUCCCAAAGUCAAGUUACUACAGGAAAGUUACAAACUAAUGGAAAUGAAGAAACUUUUACGAGGCUAUGGGAUAAGAGAGGUGAAUCUCUUAAACAAUGAAAUAAUGAGGGUAGUCAGAUACAUUCUCAAGCAGGAUGUCCCAUCUUCCUUAGAAGAUGCUUUAAAGGUGGCUCAAGCGUAUAGGAUUUCUGAUGAUGAAAUCUACAGUCUAAGGAUUAUUGACCUGAUUGAUAGAGAACAGGGUGAAGACUGUCUCCUCCUGUUGCGGUCUCUGCCUCCUGCCCAAGCUGAGAAAACUGCAGAAAGAGUCAUCAUCUGGGCACGACUGGCAUUACAAGAGGAGCCAGAUGAUUCUAAAGAGGACAAGGCCUGGAGAAUGUCUGUGGCACAGACAUCAGUGGAUAUUCUUAAAAUACUUUGUGACAUUCAGAAAGACAAUGUGCAGAAGAAGGAUGAAUGUGAAGAAAUCUUGAAACAAUUUCAAAUGGUGGCCAGCCUACAGGAGAACUUUGAGGUCUUUCUUUCGUUUGAAGAUUAUAGCAACAGUGCCGUGGUAGGAAAUCUCCGUGAACAGUGCAUUAAAGCUCAUGAAGUUGUUCAGGCCAGGCACAAACCCGGGGGCACUGGAGAGCCCAUUGCUGCUGAGGGGACGGGCCUGAGCACCAAAUCAAAGCUUCAUGGACAGGCAUUGGCCUUACAGGUGUCCCCCCAAGAGCUGGAGGCAGAGCUGGCUUUGCGAGCCCUGAAAGACGGGAAUGUCAGGACAGCGCUGAACAAAUGCAGAGACCUGUUUAAGCAUCACUGCAAUGCCAACACAGGGAGGCUUCUGUUCCUGACGUGUCAGAAGCUUUGUCAGAUGUUGGCUAAUGACAUCCCAAUGAGAGCACCCGUAGGACUGAAUCUCCCUUCUGAGAUACACGAUCUAGCAUGCCAAGCUGCCACCAUCUGCAGUCCAGAUUUUUUAUUAGAUGCUUUAGAGCUAUGUAAAUACACAUUAAUAGCCGUGGAGCUUUCCAGACAGUGCCACAUGGAUGACUGUGGAAUCCUAAUGAAAGCUUCCUUUGGAACUCAUAAGGAUCCGUAUGAAGAGUGGUCUUACAGUGACUUCUUCAAUGAAGAUGGAAUUGUUCUGGAGUCACAGAUGGUGCUACCAGUUAUUUAUGAGUUGAUUUCAUCACUUGUGCCUCUUGCUGAAAGCAGAAGAUAUCCCUUGGAUUCUAUAAGUAUGCCAUACUGCUCCAUUAGGGAAGGAGACAACCUUAUCUUUCCUAUUAUACGUUCCAUCUCUACCCUGCUUCAGAACCUCCAGGAAUCUAGCCAGUGGGAGCUGGCACUGAGAUUCGUAGUUGGUUCCUUUGGUACUUGCCUCCAGCACUCUGUGUCCAACUUCAUGGAUGCCAGUUUACUUGGUGAAACCACAUUAAUUAAUUCAAGACAUAUUGUUAUGGAAUUGAAAGAAAAAUCCGUUAUGUUUAUCAGGGGAAAUGCUACAAUUCUACUGCACAAAGUAAUCAAUUGUCGCCUGGUGGAUCUUGACCUAGCCUUGGGUUACUGCACUCUGUUACCUCAAGAAGAUGUGUUUGAAAACCUCUGGAAGCUCAUAGAUAAAGCAUGGCAGAAUUAUGACAAAAUUCUGGCAAUAUCUCUGGUGGGUUCUCAGCUGGCCAGUCUCUAUCAGAAAAUUGAAAUAGGGCUUCAGUUCCAUGAGCUCAGUACUGAAGCACAGUGGGGUAUUCGUCUUGGUAAACUUGGGAUUUCUUUUCAGCCUGUUUUCAGGCAACAUAUUCUCACCAAGAAAGACCUCAUUAAAGCUCUCGUGGAGAACGUAGAUGUGGACACGAGCCUCAUUCUGGAAUACUGCAGCACAUUUCACUUGGACUGUGAUGCAGCUCUUCAACUGUUCAUUGAAACACUGCUUCUUAACACUAAUGUCAAACAAAGCCAGGGAGACACAAACUGGAAGUCUACAAAGCAGCAGCAUUCAAAACUCCUGGCCAAAGUCAUCGAAAUGGUUCCUCUACUGACGAGCACAAAAGAUUUGGUCAUCAGUCUUAGUGGAAUACUACAUAAGCUGGACCCCUAUGACUAUGAAAUGAUUGAAGUUGUCCUGAAAAUUAUAGAAAGAGCUGAUGAGAAUAUAACCAAUAUUAAUAUUAAUCAGGCAUUGAGUCUUCUGAAACAUUUGGAGUCAUACAAAAGAAUUUCCCCUCCCGUGGACCUAGAAUACCAAUACAUGUUGGAGCAUGUGAUCACUCUGCCAUCAGCUGCCCAGACUAGACUGCCUUUUCACUUGAUAUUAUUUGGCACAGCACAGAACUUCUGGAAAAUUCUCUCUUCAGAGCUCAGUGAAGAGUCCCUCCCAACCCUGCUCUUAAUCUCUAAAUUAAUGAAGUUUUCUCUAGACACUCUCUACGUGUCUACGGCCAAACAUGUUUUUGAAAAGAACUUGAAGCCAAAGCUCCUGAAGUUGACACCAGCUAAGUCCUCUGCACUGAUGAACAGGGAAAUAGCUAAGAUCACUCAGACCAUCGAGUCCUACCUGCUGUCUAUAGUCAACCCGGAGUGGGCUGUGGCCAUUGCCAUCACUCUCACCCAGGAGAUACCAGAAGGCUCCUUCAAGAUGUCUAGUUUGAAGUUCUGCCUGUAUUUAGCUGAGAGAUGGCUACAGAACAUCCCGCCUCAGGAUGAAACGCGUGAAAAGGCUCAGGCUUUGCUGAAGAAGCUACAUCUGCAGUUCCGGCGCUCAGGCACAGAGGCUGUGCUCAUAGCUCAUAAGCUGAACACUGGGGAAUAUUUAAGGGCGAUCGGGAAGCCGGCACACCUCAUUGUCAGCCUGUAUGAACAUCCCAGCAUAAAUCAAAGAAUGCAAAAUUCAUCUGGCAAGGAUUAUCCUGAUAUUCAUGCAGCAGCUAAAGAAAUAGCUGAAGUGAAUGAAAUUAAUUUGGAAAAGAUAUGGGACAUGUUGUUGGAAAAAUGGCUGUGCCCCUCGACAGCACCUGGUGUGGAACCAUCAGAAUUAUUUGAACUUCAAGAAGACGAAGCACUACGAAGAGUCGUGUAUCUCCUCCAGUCUCGUCCGAUUGAUUAUAGUUCAAGAAUACUGUUUGUAUGCGCAACAUCAGCUACAACUACAUUGGGCAUGCGUCAGUUAACUUUUGCCUACAAAACAAGAGCUCUUCAGUGUCUCCUCUAUUUGGCUGACAAGGAAACUAUAAAAUCUCUCUUCAAAAAAACCAUUGAAGAAGUAAAAUCCUAUUUGAAAUGUAUGACUUUUCUGGCAGCUUUUGAGAUGUUGAAUAUCCCCAUCACAUUUGAAUUAUUUUGCAACAGUCCUAAAGAAGGAAUGGUCAAGGGCCUGUGGAAGAACCACAGGCAUGAGCCUAUGGCGGUAAGAUUGGUAACAGAGCUUUGUUUAGAAUACAAAAUCUGUGACCUGCAACUUUGGAAUGGACUCCUGCAAAAGCUUCUUGGCUUCAAUAUGGUUCCUUAUCUAAGGAAAGUUUUAGCAGCCAUUUCUAGUUUCCAUUCUUUAUGGCAGGUUCCCUACUUCAGCAAAGCUUGGCAGCACGUGAUUCAGAUACCACUGCUCUCAGCCUCUUGUCCUUUAAGACCCAGUCAGUUGUCAGAUUGUUGUGAGAGUCUCAUCGCUGUCCUAGAAUGUCCAGUUUCAGGGGAUCUCGACAUGAUGGGAAUCGCCAAGCAGUAUGUCCAGUUGGAGCUUCCGGCUUUUGCAUUAGCUUGUCUGAUGCUCAUGCCCCACUCAGAAAAGAGACACCAGCAAAUUAAGAGUUUUCUGGGUUCAUGCAAUCCUCAGAUCAUCUUACAGCAGUUAGAAGAGCACAUGAGUGAAGGCCAAUUAGCUGGAUUUUCACACCAAAUUCGAAAUCUGAUUUUGAAUGAUGUCAUAAAUAAGAAGGAGUUUGGAAUUUUGGCAAAGACAAAGUACUUCCAAAUGUUGAAGUUGCAUAUGAUAAAUGCCAAUAACAUCACUGAACUAACACGCUACUUGGCAAAUGAAUUAAGUGUAGAUGAAGCUUCAGCUUUGAUAACUGAGUAUUCAAGGCACUGGGGGAAACCUGUGCCUCCAAAUGUGGCUCCCUGUGAAGUCCUGAAGACGUUCCUCAAUGGAUUAUAGUAAAUCAUCAAACCUUUUUUCAAACGACAAGAAGAAGUUUGGAGUCUACUACUAACUGACUAUAUUUAUUACAGUUUGAAAAUUGUGCAAUCUUUGGCUGGGGAUGUGGCUCUAGCAGUAGCACACUCGUCUGGCAUGCGUGCAGCCCGGGUUCGAUCCUCAGCACCACAUACAAAGAUGUUGUGUCCGCCAAAAACUAAAAAAUAAAUAUUAAAAAAAAAUCUCUCUCUCUCUCUCUCUCUCUCUCUCUCUCUCUCUCUCUCUCUAAAAGAAAGAAAAUUAUGCAAUCUAUAUGUCAUAGCUAUUUGUCAAAUGUUGUCCCACAAGGAAUAACUAAGAUGCUCAAUAUUAGCAUAAUUACCCCAUAAAGAACUCCUGUCCUGAAUUAAUAAAUAAUUUCAUUGCCUUUUCCUUGUAUAAUUUAUAGACUCGGUUAUAGACUGUUUUUUUUGCACCCUACAUGAAGGAAGCAAAAUGCAAAGAGAGUUUGUUCUCUUCAAGAAAAGCAAAUACCCAAAUCCUAUUUAUUCCAUUUAUAAAAAUUAAAAUAUUAAAUGUUAUUAUAAGUCCACAUUUAUUUAACUUUAGUUGUAGUGUGUAUCGGUCAGUGGCAAGUCAGAAAGACAUGCCGAGCAGGAAAGGGGUUUAAUGUCAGAGAUUGGCUGCAAAAGUUCUUAAAAGGACUGAAGGAAUAAAAGAGAGACGAAAAGCUAGAAUGCAGAAGUUUCUAGAAGCCUAAGAUCUGGAGCUGCCCCUGACCCUGGAUUGGAGCCCAAACCCACAUUUACCACUGACCUGUUGGAGCUGCCGCCACCACGCUGCACUCAGAAGUCCGGGACUUUCCACAGAGCCACUAGUUGAUAGCUGCUGUGUCCAACCAUCACCAAAAGAGGUAGUCCUUGUGCCAGCAUCCAGCAGUGACCCAACCAGAGACAUGAAAAAUCCAGAUGGGCUCUGUCAAGGAGUUUUCCCCAGAAAAUGGAAAAGGAAGAAGGGCAAGAGCAAGUGUGGAGCUGGGACCGUGGGCCAGUGGAAGUGGGUGGAAGACUGCAGGUACCCAGAGGGAGUCUGUGUGAACUGCCUGGGAAGGGGGUACAUGUCAAGCUGAGAUGCCUGGCAGUGCAGCAGGAGGUGAGAUCAGAGGCACCUGGCUCAGGAAGACACAAUGGCACAAUGUGAAGGGACAAGUCACAAAAGGACAGUUAUUCCCACUCUGUGUGGUGUUUAUGAUGCACAAUAUUUCUCUUUUAGGAGACUUAAGAUUAAAGAAGGGCUGUUUUGAACUCCA